CUCGCUUCCUCACCCUCCAGCAUGAAGGUCUCCGCAGCUCUUCUGUGCCUGCUGCUCACAGCAGCUGCCUUCAGCACCCAGGUGCUGGCUCAGCCUGAUGCAAUUAAUUCCCCAGUCACCUGCUGCUAUACAUUCACCGGUAAGAAGAUCUCAACACAGAGGCUGGGAAGCUAUAGAAGAGUCACCAGCAGCAAGUGUCCCAAAGAGGCUGUGAUCCUCAAGACCAUACUGACCAAGGAGAUCUGUGCUGACCCCAAGCAGAAGUGGGUCCAGGAUGCCAUGAAGCAUCUGGACAAGAAAACUCAAACUCCAAAGCCUUGAACACCCGCUCCACAACCCAAGAAUCUGAACCUAAUUUAUUUUCUUCUAACUUUCCCUAAAUGCCCCCUGAUAUUAUUUUAUUAUAGUUUCAAAGAGUAUGAACUUUGUUUAUUGAUAUGAAACAUGAUGCCUUAAGUAAUGUUAAUGUUAUUUAAGUUAUUGAUGUUGCUUUAAGUUAAUCUUGCUUUAAGUUUAUCUUCCGUGAAUACUAGUGUUUUUUAGACAUGGAGACUUGAGGCAAAUUGCUUUCCUCUGUGAACCCCAGUUCUACCCUUGGCGUGGUGUUGAGGGUCCUUACAAGGAUCAUUAAUGCAAAGACUUUUUGUUUUAAAUUUUAAGGCAUUGUUAAAAACGCUAUCGUGGAAAAGUAUAUUAUUACGUAACUA
Diceros bicornis minor is the source of this 707-nucleotide messenger RNA. RefSeq names its product C-C motif chemokine 2. Gene Ontology annotation, molecular function: CCR chemokine receptor binding; chemokine activity. The record is from RefSeq and is a predicted model, not a curated record. Gene Ontology annotation, biological process: cellular response to type II interferon; monocyte chemotaxis; immune response. Gene Ontology annotation, cellular component: extracellular region. NCBI's taxonomy places the organism in Eukaryota, Metazoa, Chordata, Mammalia, Perissodactyla, Rhinocerotidae. The coding region runs from base 22 to 321 and encodes 99 amino acids. The transcript is spliced from 3 exons.